Molecule: messenger RNA, 7418 nt
Organism: Eleginops maclovinus (Patagonian blennie)
Lineage: Eukaryota; Metazoa; Chordata; Actinopteri; Perciformes; Eleginopidae
Product: ligand-dependent corepressor
Exons: 7
Coding region: 15-1826 (603 amino acids)
Biological process (GO): regulation of transcription by RNA polymerase II
Cellular component (GO): nucleus
Molecular function (GO): DNA binding
Source: RefSeq, a predicted model, not a curated record
AAGAACGAUAGAAAAUGGCGAGUCAGUGUAAAAGGCAGCAAUGCACAAUCGACAGGCGCGGCUUUCGGCAGGAACUUGACUCUUGGAAACAUAAACUCAUUCACUGUGUAGGGUUUGAGAGCAUUCUCGAAGGUCUGUUUACUCCACAGCUGGAAGAAGACCUACAAUUAUUUAAAGACUUAGAGCCCACAGCAGUGUCUGACUGGUCAUUCGAUGAAAACUGUUUAUUCUGCUGUUUGAGACGAGACAAUGUAAAGGAACACUUAAUUCGCUUAAGCAACGAGGGGAUUGAAGACACACCAAAACCCCUCCUGGUAAAAGAUCAGAACACAAUCAGCAGACUAGAGAAACAAGCCGAGGAAUUUCUCCAUGCAGUCCUUGGCAGAAAAGAUGUGCCAAAUUUCUCGGACCCAAACAUUCCUGUAGUGGCUCGGGAGAUCCUUCAGAGAAUGAUGCGACAGUUUGCUGCCGAAUAUACCUCAAAAACCAGCUCCUCUCAGGACAGUGGCUUUGAUUCCCAGCCUUGCCCUGACCAAAGCCUGCCGCCCCCUCCCUUGUUCUCAGGGGCUUCUCCUCCUACCAGCCCCACUGCCACCGUGGCUGGGCCCGCACACAACCAGAACCCCGUCCUCAGCAAGCUCCUCAUGGCUGACCAGGAGGCUCCUCUUGACCUCACUAUCAAGAGGCCCCCGUCUUUGCCUACUGAACAAGAUGGAGUUCUUGACCUAUCUGUCAAAAAGAACCGCUGCAGCAGUGGCAGCCUCUCCGACCGGAGUCCCUGCCUUUCUCCAGCCACUUCCACACUCAAAGGGCCAUCCUUGAGAGCAGACGGGCAAGUCGGGCUGUUUAUGAAGAGCCUACAGGAUGGGAGGAGGAGAGAGAAUAUCGGCCACUCCAACCGUUAUAAGCCUUCCUCAUCUCUUGCAUACUCGCUGCACAUCAAAGAGGAGCCCGAUCUGGAGAGCGACCCUGAGUCACCUCUCAGCAACGGCUCCAGACCUUCUGACCUUUUCAAAAAUGGAUCUUCUUCCUGGAAUUCUAAAAGUCAUUUUGGGGCCCUCUUCAAACUCAAAACCAACAGCGAGGCUAGUGAGCACCUCAAAGACAUACCCAGGUUGUUGGAGGCUGCUGGACUUUUGACAAAGUCACUUGCCUAUGAGAAAAGGAACCUCCAGGAGGCCUGUAGGGACCACAGCCUCCCUCUUUCUCAUUCAUCACCUUUUGACCUCAAGAUCCCCCAGGUGCGAGUUUUGAAUUCAGCAACAGACUCGUCUUGGGAUUCCCUUUCCAGCGAGUAUUCGAGAUCAGCUUAUGAGAACGGUCUGGGAAAGGCACUUCGUUCCAUUCUACCCAGACAGAUCCAGAAAAAGGGCAGUGGGGGGUUCAGUAGCUCAGGUUCAGAAAAGGACUAUUGGCCUUAUGACACUGACCGCAAAUCCUUGCAGGGAAGCUACCCUCUGGAUUCUGAGUCAGACCUAGGUAACAAGCAGCCAAGGAAGAAGCGUGGUCGAUACCGACAGUACAACACCGACCUCCUUGAAGAGGCUAUCGACGUGGUGAUGGGCGGGAAAAUGAGUGUGUCCAAAGCCCAAACGAUCUAUGGCAUUCCACACAGCACCCUGGAAUACAAAGUUAAAGAGCGACUGGGGACCUUGAAACACCCACCCAAAAAGAAACUGAAGCUGAUAAAGAUAGAGGAGCAGGGUGUUUCACGGUCCCCAGAGAGGAUCGAACUCUCCCAGCAAAUUGUCUCAGACAAAAGGGAGAGUGCAUCUGAUGAGAACGGAGAGGAUUUCCAUGAUGGAAGCCUCUCAUCGAAUGAGUGAUCUAACUUUAAUGUGACCAUAAUGAUGUACUUUUCAACCCCACAGAUGUUGCAUUUGCCAGACAGUCGUAGUAGCUGACGGUUCUCCCACAACCCUUAGUGGUUGACAGUAACAUUUAAAUCUCAUUAGCCAUAUUUAUUAUUAAUAUAUUUAAUUCUACACCUACCUUUUCAGUCAGUUUUAGAUAAAUAUGCUAUGGCCAUCUAUUUUACACACUCAAAGUGUCUCCUCGACAAUUAUAUUGUGCCUGGAAGGCAUACUUACUAUUUAAGAACUAUAACUAACAACAUUAUUCGUACAUUUUAUCUUGUUUGUUUUGGUUAUGUUUUUGAAUGAGUCAUUCCUGGCUCUAACAUGUAUUUUAUACAUGCAUGCCAUAUUGAAUAUUUCUUAAGGAAGUAGCGCCCCUUGGUGUCUUCUCCCGGUACUGUUCAGAGCACGGAAAAAAAUUAAGAGACCACUCCAAAUUUUUCUGAAAUCCUUAUCUCUCCAUGUGUGUCGGCCAUUCCAGUGUCUGUUGAAUUCCAACACAGACAACAACUGUCAGUAGUUUAUAGAAUACAAUAAUAAAAAUAAUAAUAAUUUAACCCAAAAACAUACCUAUAAAUAAUACAACAAGAGAAAAUGAUGAUGCUUUAGUGGUCUCUUAACUUUUUCCGCGGCUGUAUAUCAGAUACAGUUUAUCCUACAGAGUAUCUAGGUCAUUAUGGAUGACAGUGAAGGUCUCUAUCACUGUUUUGCAAAUGCACUUCUGUGACUAAAAUUGACACUGGAGAUGUAAGUAAAUUAUAUUCAGAGUAUGUAUUUAUUCCAAACACUAUAUACAACAAAUGUAUUUAUUAUUCUAGUCUGUUGCAAUAGCAUGAAAUGUUGUCCAGGUUUUCACUUUCCUUAUGAAUCCAAGUCAAGCACGACACAUUUUUUCCACCUAACUUUUAUUCGUGUGUGUUGCUGUCCUUUUUAUGAAUGGUAUUUUUUUUCCAUUGCCUUCACUGCACUCAGGAUGAAUUCAGUUGGGGAAGCAAUACUUGUCAGUCAAAGAAAAUAUAAAAUAUCUCUCAGAUAGUAGAUCACUGUAUACACAUAAAUAUACCUCAGCUAGAGAUAAGCUUCACUGAAUCAUUGCCUCGUGUUAGUCACCUCUGAAGGGGAUGAUGACCAAAUCCCCCUUUUUUGAGGUAACUUGUCAGGAUGUCUUACUGACAAGUAUGUGUGUCCUACUCUCAGAUAACUUCACAACCUACCUUAACUAGUUUUCAGUAGCAUUUCAGUGCCAGUGUAAGCCUUCAGAGCAUCACAGUUCUUUGUGAAUCAGGGCAUGUCUUUUUCAGAUUUCAGGUAUUAUCUCUGGGAACGUCUUUCUCCACACGAGAAGGGCACAAUUGAUCCUUAUUUAUUUACGAUGUAUAAACAAUUAUACAUAUACAGCACAUAUGUACACAUCUCGCUCGCACUCGGCACAUGAUAAAGAAUUGUCUUCAGGUCAAUUAUUAACAUGUAUCGGUCUGUGAGGACUCCAUUUUAACGACCUGAUUAUUCACAGUCACUAGCUGAACACUUGUUAACCGAUAACUUUUAACUCUCUCCAAUACAACAGUGUAUAUGUUAAAAAUGUUUACGUCAUGUUAACAAAUAUGUGUGAGUAGGAGCCGUUAUGUCAUUUGAGAUGCUCAUAAAGUCAUUAUUUUGUAAAAACUUUUAUCCAUCAUUAGCAACUGGAGUCAAACACACUGACUGACUGUGCUAGCUUGCUAACAUUUGCUAGCUAGAAAAGUUAGCAAACAUGUUAGCUACUGUCAUGCCUCUACCCACAUCUAGCAUUUGCGGAAGUUCCCAUGGCAAACAUUCAAUGACAAUAGAUCUCUUCAUCAUGAACCAGGUGAGAGUGCGGGUUAACGCUCCUUUCCUUGAGAAUAUUUCGGUGUUGUCAUGGUAAUGGUACAACACGUUAUGGAUAAAAAGCCCUUUUCAUUGAAUGUUUGCCCGGUAUUUUUGCUUUAUCAGGACACCUCAUUGUGCAUUACCAAUUAUACCUCAGGACAUUCCAGAAUAUGGGAUCAUGGCCCAAUAUUCUUUCUAUCAGGUCGAUGCACAGUUCGAGUAGAUCUUGGUCAUUUUUUUUCCUCCAGCAUUAUUAAUGUUGCUUAGAUGAAUAUGGAUGUUUUGAUAAAAGAAAUGAUUCUCUCACCACAAGCAUUUAGCUUCUAACGUAACAUCAACCUGCAUCAAUUGUAAACAUGUUUAAGUGAGAGUCGGUUCAGCAGUAACAUCGUUCAGGGACACUUGUAUGUUAAUCGCAAUGUAACAAUGGAAUCACUUUUUUAAAUGGUUCUAACUAACUAGUUGGGCAUCCCUUUUCCUCAGUUUGCUUUCAUUUCCUUCGUGACUUGCUCCUAAUUGAAGGCUUUAUCUCUUUAAUUGAAUUUUUUAAUUGGGUUGCAUCUCACCGCUCACUUUUAGUUUACACUUUGAUACAUUCAAUCAACCAUGCUUAAUUACACAGAUUUUCUUAGAUACUCAAAACUUCUGAAUCACUUUGUCUUGGUUGAAAAAUUAAUAGCUUCUCCAAGAAAACUUAAUUAAUACCAUUAUGUAAAAUCUGCUCGCUGAUUCGUUUUCAUUAACUGUAUUUUUUAGCAUUGACAAUCAUCCAGCAUGACUCAAAAGCCACUCUUGUUUUCUCAUUCAGCGUGUUAAAUGCAUCUUAAUGAAUUUGUUAAGGCAUACACGCUUUUUUGGUUCAUUGACGGGUAACACAAUAAAAUGUUCGCUCCUUAUUGUCUAUUGUAGCAAAUCUAAUGGCCGACUACCUCAUCUGGAAAUCCCAUAUCACAGUCUACGGUUCUCAUAGCUGUUUUAUGUAGCAAUUUCUCAUGUACUCAACACAGUUUCUUGUAAAAUCUUUGAGUGAAGGCAAAUAGUUUACAGAAAAAGCUUUCAUAAAGUUCUAUAGGACGGGAGAAUAUCUCGCUUGAAUUCAACCGUAUGUAAAUAUUUCAAUGUAUCCUUGUAGUUAAUUGCCGCCUCAAAUAUAUGAUAUUUACGUUGUCUAAAUCCUUUUUGGGGUCUGGGUUUUGUUUGCACAGUUGUUACUUAGGGAAACCUUUUUAUUUCCAUAGUGGGCGAAGCGUUUACACCCCCUUACAUUUCUACACAAACUGAUCCGUGGAGUUAUUUUGUUAAUGCAGUAUUUAUUAAUCAAUAUUUAUGAAUUAAUGAUUUUAUCACCACUUAAGUAACCAUGAAUGUAAAUGGCUUUAAUCAAACAAAAGGUUGUUCACUUGAGUGUGUAUAGACAUAAGUAGAUAAUGCUUAAAUAUAUAUUUAACUGUCUUACGUAAUAAAUGCGAAGGGAUAAGAUCCCGUUUAUUGUGACGCAAGGGGGGAAACUUUUGCUUGGUAAAUAUAUUGUUUGAGGACAGAAGGUCUUCAUUGACCAGAGCAGAGAAUAUUCCUGUAUUUAAAAAGAAAAUGUACAUAUUUAUGUUUGAUUUAACAUUAACAAUGUACAGGAAUGACACUGGGUAUGUUUGCAUGAUUGGUACUAAAUCAUUUGUGUCAGUGGGAAGUUAGUUGUAUAUGGUGACGGUUUAUCUUUGAGGGUGUUUUAUUGAAAAUACUGGAGUGUUGGUGUGUUUACUGUCAAGUCAACAAUGUAUCAAGUAGAUAAACUGUGAAAGUGAAAUAUCCAGAAACCUUUUCAAAUCUGGUAAAUGGCUCACUGGACCUGUCUGGUAAAAUAUAGUUGUGCUUAAUUGCGAGAUUAUUUCUCUCCGUAGUGCAGUAUAUGGACAUUGUCGAUGAGUCAAUACCUCCAUGUUUGUGUGCUUGGAAUAUUGUUAAAAUGAGUUUUGUUUGCUUCUGCUUGUUUUGAUCCUCUGGAAGAAAAAGGCAUGUACUUUGUGUAUCAGUUCCCGACUUGCUCAUGCAAAGUAAAACAGAGAGCGAAACUCUCAGGGAUGAAACAUUUACCACAAGUUAUUCAGGUACUCCACUUUACUCCUUAGAAACUUGCUAGCAGGAUUUAAAGUGGGCUUAGCAAAAACAUUGGUCAGGUUCCAGGAAAUGUUAUUUUUUUAAUCUCUUAAUUUCUUUUUCUUUUUUUGACAAAUGUGCAUUUGAGAUAUUUGAAAUGCCAUACACUUCUGUGUUUGGGUCCAAAAAAAAUCUCAGUGCAUCUUUCUCAGUUUUAUUGUUUUUCAUACUCGUUACACAAUGAAUGUCAAAGUUAACCUCCUGCAACCUACCUGCAGGUACGAUGUUGACCAAUGGCUAUUUAGUUCAACAGUUUCUUUCAAGUUCAGUGCCUCAAACAGCACAUCCUAUUUUAAAAAAAUACUUCAUACAUCAUUCUUUCAUCAACAUCCUCAUACUGCAUUUCUGAAGGUAUUUACAGAAAACCUUAAAAUGUAUCUCAGAUAAUGUCCUGCAGCAUUUACACCUCCCUCUUCAAAGGUUGGAUUGUUAAAUUUGCGAGUUAGAGCUGAAAAACGUAUUUCAUUUUAAAUAACUUUUUGUUUCUUCAUGUUUUAGAGUAUACUGACAAUACUCCCAAUAAUAAUACAAAUCUAAACUUCACUUUGCUGUAUAGCUGAAUCGUAGUACUAGGUAGAGUCUACAUAACAAGCUUUACACUAGGUAUCCCGCAUCUCCUCUAUAGCUUAAAGGUGAAAUGUGAAACGCUAUAGGUUUCAGCUUUACUUAGUCAAAGAAUAAAUAUUCGUAGUUUGUUAUUCGGCAAUGCAAUAUUUAUAGUUGUAAAGAAAUAGUUUGCAAGUAUUUGUUUGGCGCGUAAAAUAUCAGACGCAGAUCAUUUUAUGACCACAUAUUCAUCUUGCAGUUGCCAGCACCUCUCGCUCAGCAGCACAUGCUGUGGGCUAAGCUAUUUCAGUUCUUCAUUACUUUUACGCCUUGUGACAUGUCACCUCAGGAAUCCAGAUGUGGUUUCAUUUAUCUGUUUAAAUGUAUCCACUGUAUCUUUAGAAGGACUUGUCUUUUCUUUUUCUUUCUUUCUUUCUUCUUUUUUUACAAAGAAAAUAACCUUUUCAGAAUUAUAUAUUUUUGGCAUAAUAUAAUAAUAUAAAUGCUCCAAAGGUCGCAGACGAUUUUGUAAUAGACCUACCUCACUGAAAAAAUGUUAGUCACAAAUAUAAAACAUGCUCCACCCAGUUGACUGAUUACAUUAGAUUAGCAUUAACACAGGUAUUAGAAAUAAUAACUUAGCUUUGUUUAGUCUCGCUUGAUCUUUCUUUUACUAGUUAAUUUGUCUUAAGCUGUUAAGCACUUGUAUCGAAUUGUCACCCUUUACACUAGUUAUUAAAUACAUGAAAAAUUGACAAAAAUAAUGUACUAUAUUUCGCCCCCAUUGUAUUUUCUCUUUCAAGGGAUAAACAUGUGUUUGACCUGUGGGCCACCGCUAAUAAAUGUGUUGUGCAUGUGUAAGAUUUUCUUGAUGUAUACUGUAACAAAAGGCACCACUGUGCAAAGAAAAAAAAAUGUAAUAGCUGUAACAAUGUAAUUGGUUAUGUUCACUGGAUGAAAGGCUCACUUUUAAAAUCACCUAUUCUUCUAAUAAAUAUGCAAUGAUAAACA